Molecule: messenger RNA, 414 nt
Organism: Symbiodinium sp. CCMP2456
Lineage: Eukaryota; Dinophyceae; Suessiales; Symbiodiniaceae
Source: the annotation of a GenBank genome assembly
GUCAUCGCACCUCUGGGCAUCCGCAUCGCUCGAGUGGAGGAUCACGACAACCUCGCAGCAGUCUUCGACGCCCAAAGCGAGGUCGUGACCGCGGUUUACGGCGAUUUCUUUAUUGCGGAGCUCGUUGAGGCGCAGAACGACGAGAACCGCGCACUGGUGGCCGAGGUGGACGGUCGAGCUGUGGGACUGAUGUGCCUCACCUCCGACGUGGACAUCAACGUCCUUGCCCAGUGCUUCCAGCUAGAUCCCUAUGACAACCUUCUCAAAGCACCGUACAUGAAGCGCGUGCGUGAACAUGCCCGGGCCGUGUUGGAGCAUGGCGAGCAGGCGUCCCUGUGCUCCCAGGGCGACUUCCUUCAGGUAGACGGUAGUGAUGUCUCGCAUGAUGACAGCACUUCCCUUGCUUGGACUUGA